CUGACUGACUGACUGACUGAGUGAGUGAAGCCCGCUGCACUACCCCGUCUCGUCUCGCCGUGGCACCGCAUCAGCAGCUGUCAGGCUAUUAAAGAUCAAGACCUCGGAGUUAACGCUUGGUAACUGUUACAACUGGAUUUAGGAAACACCGUUCAGACCUAAUCGAGCUUAGACCGGCUUGGGAGGGCUGCAGGGCGGCCAAGAAGCCACGGAUUGCCCGUUGACAAGUUGUCAUCAUGGGCAACGCGCCCACGGCCAGGAAAGGCAGCGAGAUGGAAAGCGUCAAGGAGUUCCUUGCUAAAGCCAAAGAGGACUUUCUCAAGAAGUGGGAGAACCCUGCACAGAACACUGCUUGCCUGGAGCAGUUUGAGAGGUUGAAAACCCUGGGCACGGGCUCAUUUGGCCGUGUGAUGCUGGUGAGGCACAAAGAAACAGGACAGCAUUAUGCCAUGAAGAUCCUCAACAAGCAGAAGGUGGUGAAGCUCAAGCAGAUAGAGCACACUCUGAAUGAGAAGAGGAUUCUUCAGGCUGUCAGCUUUCCUUUUCUGGUGCGGUUAGAGUACUCGUUCAAGGACAACACUAACCUCUACAUGGUGAUGGAGUAUGUACCAGGUGGAGAGAUGUUCUCCCAUCUACGGAGAAUUGGCAGAUUUAGUGAGCCUCACGCUCGGUUCUACGCUGCUCAGAUUGUCCUGACCUUUGAGUACCUGCACGCUCUGGACCUGAUCUACAGAGACCUGAAACCUGAAAAUCUGCUCAUAGACCAACAGGGCUACAUACAGGUGACAGAUUUUGGCUUUGCCAAACGUGUAAAGGGCCGGACCUGGACACUGUGUGGCACCCCAGAAUAUCUGGCCCCAGAGAUUAUUCUCAGCAAGGGGUAUAACAAGGCAGUAGACUGGUGGGCGCUGGGCGUACUCGUAUAUGAGAUGGCAGCAGGGUACCCUCCUUUCUUUGCUGACCAGCCCAUUCAGAUCUAUGAAAAGAUCGUAUCGGGGAAGGUGCGUUUCCCAUCUCACUUCAGUUCAGACCUGAAGGACCUCCUGAGGAACCUAUUACAGGUGGAUCUCACAAAACGUUACGGGAACCUCAAGAACGGGGUCAACGACAUCAAGGGACACAAGUGGUUUGCAACCACUGACUGGAUUGCCAUCUACCAGAAAAAGGUGGAAGCUCCCUUCGUCCCCAAGUUCAAAGGACCAGGCGACACCAGCAACUUUGACGACUACGAGGAGGAGGAGAUCCGCGUCUCCUUCACUGAGAAAUGUGCCAAGGAGUUUGCAGAGUUCUAGAGUUAGAGAGGGAGAGAGGAAGAAAGAAGGAAGUAGGGAGAGUCAAAGGUAGGCUGGUCAAGUGGGAGACGUAAGGAGAGAGUACUGUCUCCUGUCCAAUCACAAGCACCAGCUACAAAAAGAGGGAAAUGGGAUAGAGAAGGGAAAAAGAGCAAGGAGACUGAUAACCAGCAGUGUUGCCUUUUCUGUUGCGUUUCUGUUGUAUUUUAUUUAUUAUUCUGUCUUAUUUAUGGAUCCCUUUAUAAUGAAGGUGUGCUUCAGAUUCAUGGGUGUUGGAAACCGCCCCCCCCACACACACACACACACACUUAUUUAGAGUUGCCUCUGCGCAUUUUCACCCAAGAUCUUCCCUGCUCUUUUAUUGUUUCAUUCAUCAUUUAGUCACUUUUGGGCCACAUCAUAGUGAAAUCAGUCGUCUGUUCUGAUCCGCUGCAGUCUGUUGGUCUUUACCUGCAGCCCAUUGAGUCGUACAAGUUGAGGUCUCAGCCUGCACAAGUUUCUGAAAUUUAAACUGCUAAACCGGCUAACUUGCUCUUUCCCUGGUGAGCAAGAGGAGCAUUAAAGUGAACAUUUAAACAA
Messenger RNA from Morone saxatilis (striped sea-bass), 1871 nucleotides. It is a transcript of the gene prkacab, whose product is annotated as protein kinase, cAMP-dependent, catalytic, alpha, genome duplicate b. The record is from RefSeq and is a predicted model, not a curated record. The transcript is spliced from 11 exons. Gene Ontology annotation, cellular component: nucleus; cAMP-dependent protein kinase complex. Bases 237 to 1292 code for a protein of 351 amino acids. Lineage: Eukaryota; Metazoa; Chordata; Actinopteri; Moronidae. Gene Ontology annotation, molecular function: protein kinase A regulatory subunit binding; cAMP-dependent protein kinase activity; ATP binding. Gene Ontology annotation, biological process: peptidyl-serine phosphorylation.